This is a messenger RNA of Ipomoea nil (Japanese morning glory), 1530 nucleotides long. RefSeq lists its product as uncharacterized. The coding region runs from base 1 to 1530 and encodes 509 amino acids. NCBI's taxonomy places the organism in Eukaryota, Viridiplantae, Streptophyta, Magnoliopsida, Solanales, Convolvulaceae. The transcript has 3 exons. The record is from RefSeq and is a predicted model, not a curated record.
AUGGCUAAUAUACCUGAACAUCGGAAAUGGAUGUAUAAUCGAUUGUUACCUGGAAAAAGGGGGUACACAGAUGAGUUCUUAUUGGGUGUUGAGGAAUUUGUAAAUUAUGCAAGCACACUUCCUGUAUACAAGGCUUCAAUGAAGAUUAGGUGCCCAUGUAGUAAGUGUAAGAAUAGAGUACACUUGUCUGCAGAUGAUGUUCGUGUUCAUUUAUAUAGGAAGGGUUUUGAACCAAGUUAUUGGAUUUGGACAUGUCACAGUGAGCUUCCACCUUCAAUACAACCACACAUGAAUGAGGGCCCUAGUGAAAAUAACCAGUAUGAACAAAUGGUUUUUGAUGCAUCUGGUCCAUCAUUUUUUCCAUUAAAUGUCGAAAAUGACCAAGAUGAAGAACCACAUAGUAGUGCAAAAAACUUCUAUGAAUUGUUAGAUGCUGCGAGACAACCUUUAUCAAUGAAUGUUAAUGAAGAAACAGAGCUGGCAUAUACAUUGAGGAUGAUGAAUAUCAAGACAACUUUUAAUAUACCACAGCUAGCAAUGGAUCAGAUAUUUCAGUAUAUUAACCAUUUGAUGGGUCCCGAUAAUCGAGUACCUACUAGGUAUUAUGAUGCAAAAAAGUUACUUACAAAGCUUGGUCUUGGACAUGAGAAGAUUGAUUGUUGUGUAAACAAUUGUAUGUUGUACUAUAAGUCUGAAAUAAAUGACAAGCACUGUAAGUUUUGUGGUGAGACAAGAUUUAAACCUUGCCCAUCUGGAUCUACUCGUGCAAAAGAGGUGCCUCGCAAAAGAAUGCAUUACCUUCCUCUCAUUCCUCGAUUGCAACGUUUGUAUGCAUCACAUAGCUCUGCUUCACACAUGCGAUGGCAUUAUGAAAAUCAUCGCGAACCUGGUAUUAUGUGUCAUCCCUCUGAUGGUGAAGCAUGGAAGCACUUUGAUAGAAGGUUCCCUGAUUUCUCAGUAGAUCCCCAAAAUGUAAGACUGGGCUUAUGUUCUGAUGGAUUUUCUCCUUUUGGUUUCAAUGCAAAGCCGUACUCUUGUUGGCCUGUUAUGGUUGUUCCGUAUAAUCUCCCACCUUCAAUGUGUAUGACUACACCAUACACAUUCUUAACCUGUAUUAUUCCUGGACCGAAGAAUCCAAAGGCCAAAUUUGAUGUAUAUCUUCAGCCUUUAAUUGAUGAACUUCAAUUGUUAUGGGAAACAGGUGUCUUAACUUAUGAUGCAUCACUUAAACAAAAUUUUAUGAUGCGCGCUGCGUUAAUGUGGACCAUCAAUGACUUUCCUGCAUACGUUAUGGAUGUCAAAGGCACCGCUAAAAAUAAAGACACGCCUAAUGCACGUCUCGAUAUGAAGGACGUGUGUAAUAGGCCCGAACUUGAGUUGGUGGAAAAGAAUGGACGUUAUCUUAUGCCCAAUGCAAGCUACAGUUUGAAUUGUACUAAUCAAUUAGCUGUCUAUGAGUGGUUACGAACUUUGAAGUUACCUGAUGGCCUUCAUGUUUUUACCAAGCUGUCACUGGAAGCCUUUGACUGA